This is a messenger RNA of Cutaneotrichosporon cavernicola, 2220 nucleotides long. RefSeq lists its product as uncharacterized. NCBI's taxonomy places the organism in Eukaryota, Fungi, Basidiomycota, Tremellomycetes, Trichosporonales, Trichosporonaceae. The record is from RefSeq and is a predicted model, not a curated record. The transcript has 5 exons. The coding region runs from base 1 to 2220 and encodes 739 amino acids.
AUGGCAACGGCCCCAACCCUCAAUGUCGAUAUUACAAUGACCAGCAUCACCUCACACCUGACCGUCGUCUCAGUUCCUCCCGGAACCGAGCACAAGGCGUUUCACGUCUCCAUCCCUCACUUGAGGCCGGACGCCGGUGGAUGGGCGUGGUAUCGUCCGCGGCCUACGUGGAUCGAGGCACAGCGUCUUGCAUCCCUCGACGAGCUCAAGGAGAACACGGUACAUAUGCUCCUCCUUCAUAACGGGGACGAAUACGUGUGCGUGCUCCCUGUCUCAAGCGAGACCGGACUUGCAAACCUCUCACGCGAGGCCACGCACGGCCUUGUUGUCAACGUCCGCGGUUCAAGUCACUCACGGCACGGGCGGGUGGCUGUGGUCGUAUCGCGCACCCACAACGCACGGUACAUUGCCGCACUAUGCGGCGCCGCUGUCGAUGAAGCCCGCAAGUGGCUGAUGAAGAAGCCGCCAGCGUACCUGCCCCUCAAGCCUGGACCUCUCGACGGCGUUGGUUUCUGCACCUGGAACGCUCUGCAUGAAGGUCGAAACGUCAACGAGGGAAGUAUACGUCAUCUCGUUGACACUCUGGUCGGCGCUCGCCUCCCGAUCCAGACAUUCAUCGUCGACGACGGGUGGCACGACAAGCGCCACUUCCGGGACAAGUCGGGGGAAGAUGACCGGCGACGCGGGCUCUGGAGCUUCGACGCCAAGCCGGAGAUCGGUGCGGGUGGGAUGAAAGGCAUCGUGGACAUGGUUAAGGAGCGGCUUGGGAGCGUGGAGUGGACUGGCGAGGUGGACGUUGGCGCGUGGAUUGCCCUCACAGGUGGUUAUUGGGACGGGAUCCACCCCGACUCGCCGCUGGUCGACAAGUACGGGUGUAAAAAGUACCCCGCGUCGCGGCAGUGGUGGCGCGGUUGCCCAGAGGACGCGCUCGAGCCAAACCACAUGCCCAGCGGCGAGUCGUUCUACGUCCUUCCGCCUCCCGAGCGCGCGGCCGAGUUCUGGGGCGACUGGUUCAAGCAGCUGCACAAUGCUGGCAUCACGUUCCUCAAAGUCGACAACCAGGCGGCCGUCACUGCCCUUGACGGCGUCGACGGCGUUCACGAGGCUCUCUACAUUUGGGAGUCGAUGUACACUGCAGCAGAGCGCGUGUUCGGCCCCGACCGCGUCAUCCACUGCAUGUCGCACAGCGAGCCGAUGUGGGCUGGCCCACAAGGCCUCGGCUUGACCACGGGUGGUCGCAGCUUUAUCUGGCGCAACUCGGACGACUUUGGACUCACUGGCCGCUCGCCAUACGCGCACCAACAACACUUGUUCACCAACCUCAUGAACACCCUAAUCGCCAACGCCCAAUGUACUGUCCCGGACGCGGACAUGUUCAUGACGACCCAGCAGCACCCUCACGCACAUGCGUUACUGCGGGCUCUGUUCCCUGGCCCUCUGUUACUGACGGACAAGCCCGGCGAGCACGACCCCGAGCUCCUCUGGCGCCUGGUUUCCCGGGACAAGGGUGGUGUCGCGCGCGUGCUCAAGGCUUCUCGCGCAGCUGAGCCGCUCGCCCGCCGUCUGCUCGACACCAGUAUCCUCGACUACGCUGACGGGAGCGGGCAGUGGGCCGCCGCAACUGUCGGCCCUCACACUAUCCUCGGCUGCUGGAACGUGCGCGGCGGAUACGACAAGCCGUGUCGCGUGGUCGACGACAUCACCGUCGCGGACGUGGAGGACGCGAUCGGGCACGAGAUCGACAAGCACUACGUUGUCGCGCGCGUCGGAGUUGAACAACCCGGCGUCAUGGGGGCUUCGGUUCUAAUACCAGGCGACAAGGGCGCGAUUGGGCACAUUGAUGACCUUGCCAUGCUCACGGCGGCGAGCUUCUGGAUUGUACCUUGUCAACACCAGGCUGUCGGAUUUACGGCUGUGCUUGGUCUCAUCAACCACUUUGCUGGUCCUGCUGCUCUCGACGGCUUCGAAAUCUCGAUUAACUCCAUUACUGUCCGCUUAAAGUACGCGGGCACGCUCGGCAUCGUCGUAGAUGCGCCGUUCAAGCCCAGCGCCACAGCACUGAUCGACAAGCGCCCUGAGGUGGUGAAAGUGACCCAGCUCGAGUCGCUCAGUAAGCACAAGCAAGAAGGCGUGUUCCUCCUCACUGUCGACGUUGGCAACUCGAACAACCACCCAACCAGCGACAGCGACGUGUGGGACGUGCUCAUCAGCAUCGAAUGA